Molecule: messenger RNA, 1278 nt
Organism: Ectocarpus siliculosus
Lineage: Eukaryota; Phaeophyceae; Ectocarpales; Ectocarpaceae
Source: the annotation of a GenBank genome assembly
AUGCUCAGCGGAUAUCGCCCGGACGGCAAGAAGCGGAGCCUCACCGAGGUAUACCUGCCGCCCAGCUACUCAUCGGCAGGGUUGGAGUGCGACCUCCACACGUACGACUUCACGAAGAGGCGCCGUACGGAGUCCGGCAGCGCCGUCACCUCCGGAGCGCCCAACGCUCGCACCCUCUUCACGCCCGCGGCGCCCAAUGCCAUGGAACAGGAGGUGCCGGUCUUCCACAAGCCCUCCUACGAUGCAGGCCUCGAUCGUCUUCUCAAGAAGGCACAGGACCACGAGAUCGACAUGCGCGGUGCUCUGGACGAGGCCGAGAGGAAGCUGCACGAGGCCAAAAAACGGGAGGCCAUCCCCGCCUCCGAGCUUCUCCUUGGUACUUGUCGCGGCCUGAACCUAAAGGAUCUCGCCAAAGAGCAGCAGGCGAACGCCGCCGAGAAGGCCAAGGUCGUGGAAGAGGCGGGUGCGACCACUCUCGACCUCCAGCGGAAGUUGGCCGAGUCCCGGGCGCACGCGGACGCCGCCGAGGUCAAGAAGGUCGCCCUUCUCCGCCGCCUCUCACACGAAUCGUCCCUCGACUGCCCCCCGCACGACGACGUCGAGCUGACCAACGUCCAGGACGAGCACGAGGCGUGCCUCAAGAAGAGCUUGGCAUCCUCCGACGACCUCUUGCCGCCCCACGUCCUGGCUGUGCUGUCUGCCGAAGACGCCAAGUGCGCCCAGGACACGGGCAGGGCCCGGGCGGCAGAACUGCACCUCUCUGCGGAGGACAAGUACCGGGAAAUAGUGGACGAGGUAGGCACUCUGAUUCCGUGCCUCGCCACCAGGCCAUUGAUCGACGCGCGCGAACUGGCUCUGGCCGAGGAAAAGCUGGUGAAGGUAUCGGCGAUGGUGUCGGCGUUCAACCUGUUCCGCACUGCAGAGGCGAACAAGAAGAUGGACGCGCAGCGAGCCUGCAACGAGUACAACCAAGCCAUGUCCGACGUUUCGCAGUGCGAGGAACUCCUUGAGGAAGCGGAGGUGCACGAGCAGGGGGCUCGGGCUGACCAAAACGAGGCCGAGCAGGCCGUGUUCGAGACGCAGCAAGACAUCGAGAGGGUCCGGACCGAGAUGAGCGACGUCGAGAAGCGGUUUGUCGACACUGACGACGACGACAAGGCCAUCAAGGAACUCGUGGCCGAGACCCGAGAAGCCUGGGACGAGGCCGUGUUGACGGUGGCUCGCACCAAGCAGCACUUUGACUCAGCAGUGUUGCGGACAGCAUGCGUGUGGCCGUGA